This is a messenger RNA of Phalaenopsis equestris, 2024 nucleotides long. RefSeq names its product calcium and calcium/calmodulin-dependent serine/threonine-protein kinase-like. The transcript is spliced from 8 exons. NCBI's taxonomy places the organism in Eukaryota, Viridiplantae, Streptophyta, Magnoliopsida, Asparagales, Orchidaceae. Gene Ontology annotation, biological process: intracellular signal transduction; protein autophosphorylation; peptidyl-serine phosphorylation. Gene Ontology annotation, molecular function: calmodulin binding; calcium/calmodulin-dependent protein kinase activity; calcium ion binding. Bases 304 to 1848 code for a protein of 514 amino acids. The record is from RefSeq and is a predicted model, not a curated record. Gene Ontology annotation, cellular component: nucleus; cytoplasm.
AUAUAUAUAUAUUUAAAAUCUAAGGACACUUCAUUGGUCAAUCUCGAGCUAUCACUCCCCGCAUCAGUUCAAGAAGUUCCUCGUUGGGACCUUCUGGUUUCAAACUAAUUAUACCAUCAACUUUCUCGAAGCAGCUCUAAAGAUUACUCCUUUUGUCUCCAUAGAUCAAAAUUGCCGUUGACUCUCCUGAAGUUCUGAUUUUGUCAGCUGAUGAAUGUUUUUUGGCUACUUGGCUUAUAACCCUAACUGGUUUUCAGCUUUCCCUGUCCCCACUUGAGGAUUAGCUUCCAAUCACUCGAUCCAAUGUCGAAUCUGGAGAACAGAAAGCUCACGGAUGACUAUGAAGUAAUUGAUGUUCUUGGUAGAGGUGGCUUUUCCGUUGUAAGAAGAGGGGUAGACAAAGCUAAUGGAAGUAUGAGGCAUGUUGCCAUAAAGACACUCAAAAGGUUGGGAUUCACACCUCAAGGAAUGAAUCGAGGUCACGCAGGACUGAAACCUCCAACAUUGAAGCAGGUAUCCAUUUCUGAUGCUCUGCUGACUAAUGAGAUUCUGGUCAUGAGAAGGAUUGUGGAAGAUGUUUCACCUCAUCCUAAUGUCAUCCACCUCUACGAUGUUUACGAAGACAUGCAUGGAGUUCAUCUUGUACUGGAGCUUUGUUCUGGCGGAGAGCUGUUUGACAGAAUAAUUGCUCAUUCGCGUUAUUCAGAAGUAGAGGCAGCCGAAGUGGUCCGUCAGAUAGCUUCUGGUUUAGGGGCUCUUCACAGAGCCAAUAUAGUUCACCGAGAUUUGAAGCCAGAGAACUGUCUCUUCUUAAACAGCAGUGAGCGUUCUCCUCUCAAGAUAAUGGACUUUGGUUUGAGUUCUGUGGAGGAUUUUACUGAUCCAAUAGUCGCGCUUUUUGGGUCGAUAGAUUAUGUUUCUCCUGAAGCUUUGUCUAAACGGGAAGUGUCUUCAGCUAGUGAUAUGUGGUCGCUGGGCGUGAUCUUGUAUAUUCUACUUUCUGGGUGCCCCCCUUUUCAUGCUAAUUCUAAUAAAGAUAAACAACAGAGGAUAUUAGCGGGUGACUUCAGCUUUGAAGAGAACACUUGGAAAACCAUAACUUCUUCAGCAAAGGAUUUGAUUUCCAGUCUAUUAGCUGUUGAACCUUAUCGCAGACCAACCGCCGAAGAGCUUUUGAAGCAUCCUUGGGUUAUUGGAGAUUGUGCAAAGCAAGAGCUUAUUGAUGCUGAGGUUGUCUCUAGGCUGCAAAGCUUCAAUGCUAGAAGAAAAUUCCGUGCAGCUGCAAUAGCUAGUGUGUGGAGCAGCAAAGUUUUCUUAAGAACAAAAAAAUUGAGGAGUCUUCUUGGGUGCCAUGAUCUCACCCCCGAUGAGCUUGAGAAUCUUCGCAUGCACUUCAAGCGGAUAUGUUCAAAUGGAGACAAUGCCACCCUAGAGGAAUUUGAGCAAGUUCUCAAAGCAAUAAACAUGGAAUCACUCAUCCCUCUCGCUGCUCGUGUAUUUGACAUAUUCGAUAACAACCGUGAUGGAACUGUUGACAUGAGAGAGAUCCUCUGUGGGUUGUCGAGUCUCAGAAACUCUAGAGGUGAUCAUGCACUCAGGCUUUGCUUUCAGAUGUAUGACGCCGAUCGAUCCGGCUGUAUCAGCAGAGAGGAAUUGGCAUCAAUGCUCAGAGCCUUACCUGAAGAUUGCCUUCCGGCAGACAUUACCGAGCCCGGGAAGCUAGAUGAGAUAUUUGAUCAGAUGGAUGCCAAUAGCGACGGGAAGGUCUCCUUUGAGGAAUUCAAAGCAGCCAUGCAACGAGAUAGCUCCCUGCAAGAUGUGGUUCUCUCCUCGCUGCGCCCUAACUAGUCAUCUUCUUCCUUCGAUGCUUUUAUUUUCCCAGUUUUUAGCUACUAAUAUAGUUAAUUUACGUUACAGUUUCACGUCAAUUUUUCUCGCAAUGUGAUUAAGAUGGCAAGCUCUUAAAUUAGAGCCGAACUUUAGUUAUUAAAUAGAACUGGGUUUGUUUGAAUUUGCUCAUAGAA